UAUCCGAGCGUUGGGCCUCCGCGGGGUGGCAGCGGCCCACGAGACGGAUAAACUGGCACCCUGGCACUAUAGUGGACUCAGUGGAGGUUUGCUCACGGCUCCCGCACAGCUGAUCCCCGCAACCGAGAUGGCCAGCCUGCAGACCAUCCUUAAGUCGGCAGCCAAGCUUGAGACUCGGACCCUGUGGAUGGGGGUCAGAGCAAUGUGUACAGAGGCACCAAAACCACCACAACCUGCAGAGCCCAAACCUGCACAGGCCAAACCUACACCACCUACAAAGCCUGCACUAGAGCCUGCAUCGUUUAAUUAUGUCUCAGCAGCAACACCACCAGCUCCUAGUCAACCUGUGGGGCCAGGAGCAGACAAGGGUGGUCCAUACCCCAACCCUGAAUACUUCUCCUACAACAAGUUGAGUUUCUAUGACUUGGAAAUGGAGAUGUCCUCUGACCGCAUCAAACAGCCAUCAGCUGACAAUGGUCAAUUUUAAGGCAGCAGUGACCUUUGACAAAUAUAAACAUGCUUGCAAGUUGUCAUAAAAUACACACUAAACAGGGACAAACAAAAAAUGAUCAUCUGUCAUAAAUUAAUAUAUCUAAAAGUACACAAUAUUCUAAGAUAUACCCUAUGCUAGGACAGAAGAAACUUUUUCUUUGUCAAUUUACUGUUUCUUAUUUUGAAAUAUGUACUUUAUUGUGGAAUGUAAAUAAUAUACAUAUGAUUUAUA
This is a messenger RNA of Eriocheir sinensis (Chinese mitten crab), 724 nucleotides long. RefSeq lists its product as uncharacterized. NCBI's taxonomy places the organism in Eukaryota, Metazoa, Arthropoda, Malacostraca, Decapoda, Varunidae. Gene Ontology annotation, cellular component: mitochondrion. The record is from RefSeq and is a predicted model, not a curated record. The transcript has 3 exons. Bases 128 to 487 code for a protein of 119 amino acids.